CUUUUUCCGCUCAUCAGCUGACUAGCUAGACAGAGUUAGCAUCAGCUAUUUAUCAAUUACUUUACACUGUGGGGCUCUUUCUGUAUAUAUCUAAGUCCAUGUUGGUCUCAGUGUGGUCACUUAGCCAUGAUGUGAAAUUUUUAUUUAGAAAACAACGUCGGGUAAUGAAUGUGAACUGCUAGCUAGCUAGUUGAUCCACCGGAGCCUGAGUGGUAACGGCAGUGUACUGGUUGCUGUUAGCGGUGGAUCUGCUGAAGAACAGAAGACUCCAAGCACCAGGAGAUCUGUCUGUGUUUGCUGGGCUGCCUGUAGAUAACCUGUCAGCCUAACAUGAAGACACGAGUGGAAUGACAUUUCAUCUCAGGGGUUGGUCCAGAAAGGCGGUGAAGGCAAAAAAAAUGAAAGGGGUAAACGGAUACGUUUUAAUUUAUUUAGUGUCUGUUCUCAGCAUCCGCACCACAGAGGCCUUGAACUUUUCACUGGCGGAUGGAAACAGCAGCGAAAGCUGGAACAGGGCAGAUGGAGGCUCUGUCCCCAUGGUUCUCACCACCAUCACCCAGAUCAUUGCCCGGGAGGGCAACUGCGUUUUGAUCGACUGCAACAUCACCGGAGACCCUUUUCCGAAUGUUCAGUGGUUUAAUUCCCAUGGUCACCACUUGGACACUGAAAGAAGUGAUGGAAGAUGGUGGAUUCUGGAUAAUGGAAUCCUCAACAUCACCAGCAUCACAUUUGCAGACCGUGGCAAAUACACCUGCAUGGCAUCUAAUGUUUACGGCACGGCUAAUUACACGGUGACAGUCCGUGUAGUCUUCACAAAUGGGGACAUGGGAGUGUACUACAUGGUUGUGUGUCUGGUGACUUUCACGAUCAUCAUGGUCCUGAACGUAACACGCCUGUGUAUGAUGAGCAGCCAUCUGAAGAAGACAGAGAAGGCCAUAAAUGAGUUUUUCCGCACUGAAGGUGCAGAGAAGCUCCAGAAGGCCUUUGAGAUUGCAAAGCGGAUUCCGAUUAUAACAUCAGCGAAGACGCUGGAGUUGGCCAAGGUCACACAGUUCAAGACCAUGGAGUUUGCACGUUACAUUGAGGAGCUGGCACGUAGCAUUCCUCUACCACCACUGAUCAUGAACUGCCGUACGUUCAUGGAAGAGAUCCUUGAAGUAGUAGGGGUUGAGGAGAUGAGGCACACUUUCGUUCGACAGGCCCCUGAAGGUCAUGACAGCGGUUGCCGUGGAGGCGGGGCUACUGGAGGAUCUGCGAUGGCCAACGUUUUCACCAUCCUGCGGGAAAGAACGAGAGAAAGGGAGCGGAGUGGAUCUCCAACCACAGAUUCUGAUGAUGCUUCGCUUCAUGAGCAGCCUCAACAAAUUGCUAUUCAGGUUUCAGUUCACCCGCAGCUAGCCGAAGCAGCCUGCAGCAUGGAGGCUCCGCCCCUGCCUGAAAUGCCCUCCUCGCCUCCCCCACUGGCUCAGCUGUCUCUGGAGGUGGAGUCAGAAGAGAGAGAGCAAGUGGAGCCUGAGAAAGGAGGAGGCGCAUCAGUGACUAACCAAGUCAUCUAUGAAAGCCAUGUGUAAUAUCCUAAACACAGGAUGGUUAAGUUGCUAUGCAUUUUACAAAUAAAAAAAGAGGUCAAGUCAUUUUUUUUGUUUUUCUCUGAUUCUGAAUGGAAAAACACUCAAACCGUUAGAUUACCUGCUUUCAUCACGAAUCAACUUGACAGAACACUGAGAACCUUUUAGUUUUUUCCAUGACAAUUCAUGUUGAAUGUAUUUUCGGAGAAAUGGUCAACUUAGGAAAUCAACCACCUCAAGCACUGAUUUUAUAUUUAUGCUAACUGAAACUAGGGCUAUUGAUGGAUAUAAAGUCAGAUGCUCAAGCUUGUAUAGGCUACUAGAAACUAGGGCUACUGUUGGAUAUGGAUCUAGAUCAUCCCUUUCAUAAUCUAUUAGAUAUUGCUGUAGAUUGUCUGUUCCAUAUCUGCUGAAAGAUGAUUUAACUCGUAAGUGUUUCAGGUUUGCAGGACCAUUUGAGACUGAAGUGCAUUUACCAUUAUUGUGAGAGUGUAAGACUCAUUGUAAAGCUUAACGACUUAAUCUGUUAGAUUGGUCCCUCUUUAAAUGCAUGACAAAUGCAUGUUAUUGAGUUCUGAAGUUGGGCUUUAAAAGGGGUAGAAACAUUUUCCUAGGUGAGCUAUUGUCAGUGAGUGUUUUAUAAUCAUCAGUUUGACAGGAGUUUGAAAAAUUCUGCAACUCUCAGUUUGAGAGGAUGAAAGGUUUAUCAUUGAAUGACCACUGGAAUCCUUAUAAUAUAAUGAUCAUUAUCAUUAGUGGUUUUAUUUUGAGUAGUAUUAGAUGUGUUAGUGUUAUUUUCCUUUAAGCUCAAAUGUACAGCCUGGUAUCUGUUGCUCUUUUUUCAUUGGACUGGUCCCUAUAUUUUUAUUUUUAGGGCUUUUCAUUGUAAUAAUUUGGAUGGUUAUCCAUUAUUUAUUCCUUUUAUGUAAAGAAGAAGUGAGAUUUAUGGAGUUUCCUAAGUUGUUUGGAAAUAUGCUUGAAUUUUCAGCCUUAAAUCCUUGUUUCACUUUCUAAGCAGCCUAAGGCCCUCCAGACCCUCUUUCCAAGAAAAAAAAAAGCUUAUUGCAUGUGAAAAGAAUGAUAAUUUGUGCUUAACUGUUGGAAUUAAAGUGGGAGGGCAGGGCAUUUUGGACUUCCCCCCUCUGCUAAUUCGGUGCUCUUCAAACAGCUUUUUUGUAGUGAAAUAAAAACCUGUCUGCUGUGUCA
Pygocentrus nattereri (red-bellied piranha) is the source of this 2774-nucleotide messenger RNA. It is a transcript of the gene mfap3l, whose product is annotated as microfibril associated protein 3 like. The transcript is spliced from 3 exons. The coding region runs from base 348 to 1571 and encodes 407 amino acids. Lineage: Eukaryota; Metazoa; Chordata; Actinopteri; Characiformes; Serrasalmidae. The record is from RefSeq and is a predicted model, not a curated record.